This is a messenger RNA of Symbiodinium natans, 1281 nucleotides long. NCBI's taxonomy places the organism in Eukaryota, Dinophyceae, Suessiales, Symbiodiniaceae. The record is from the annotation of a GenBank genome assembly.
AUGUUUUUGACUGCCGUUUUGGUUCUCUUCGGAAGUUUGCCAGCGGGACAUCAGGACCCGGCCGCCUUGCGUGCAGGUCCAAUCAGCUCGGCCGUGGCUGUGGCAGCGGUGACCCCGGUCGGUGCAGUCACGCUGUUGAUCUUAGUGGCGUCCGCCAUCUUCGGUGCCGUGCAUCGCGCAGAAACCUGGGGACAGGUCUUGGAUUUCCGAGACGUGAGGCACUCCAACCUCGGGGGCCGCGGCCCCGACGAGGGCACCCCGGAGCUGGUGUACGCAGACGUCGCCUCAGCUGCGGCAGGCAAAGUCGAUCUGGUCGUGCAGGCCAGCCGUGACUACCGAGCGCACUCGACCCGAGACAAUGGCGUCGAGGGUCACCUGGGCCGCAUCAGCCUCCGGCCCUCGGAGGAGGCCCACUUCAACUUCAGCUUCAGACACUCUGAAGACCGCGUGCCCAUGCAGAGGUUCUUUUUCACUGUUUAUCUAUCUUCUGCCGGAGAGCGCGUUCGCGUCUCCGGCUUCACCCGGCUCUGCUGGGAUCUAGAUGCGAAGUUCGAGCGCCAAAGUCGGCACAGCGGACAAGACGUCCUGCUGGAAGCCCCUCCAGACAUGGAGCCGCUAAUGCCCGGUGACCUCGAAGGUCUCACGGAAAGAAGGCACGCAGCGACCUUCUUCUUCGAGUCUGCCGACCUUUUCAACGUGUCGGUCUUCACCGAAGGUGACGGCCAGGCAAGCGUGGACUUCCUCUUCUCGGGUCAGAACGUGGUAGCUGACUUGUGCGAGGAUGCGGAUUCGGGAACGGGCUUGGGGACGUAUGUUGGUGCAUGGCUCUGUCCCGAGCUCGCCUUUGUGAUCAAGCAGUCGCCCACGCAGCUCCUGUCUCCAGCCAUGGCCUUGCCAAUGAGGACUGCCAUGAAGAAGGCAAUGAAGGGAAGCGCCAUGAAGGCCAAGGCUAUGAAGAAGCCCAUGAAGGCCAUGAAAAAGAAGACCGUGUCAAAGAUUGCAACGGGCAAGCGUGCCAAGUCUGUCGUCUUCCGCGGCAACAAGGAGAAGACCACUGGCGGCCUGCAGAAGAGCAACCUGAUGCUGAACAAGCGUGGCAAGGUCGUCAGCAAGAAGAUGCACGCCAAGGGGAAGUCAAUCCAGAAGUUUGUGCAGAACUGGCUCAACGCAGUCAUGACGGCCAGAAAGGAGCUGGGAAUCAAGGGCUUCUGUGCGGUCGGCGGCAAGAGCGCCCAGGGGAAGGCGCUCUAUGCCAAGGCCAAGGCGAUUUAUGCAGCGUGA